CCACAGUAUUGAGUAUCGGGGCAGCUCUAACCUGCUGCGCGGUGUUUCUCAUCAGUUGAUUAUCACCGACCGCUGCCCCUCGUCGCUGCCUCUCGGAUCCUUUAGAGGAGAAAUGGCUGCAGCACUGUCCCGUGCCCUCAAAUUACCCGGGAAGAAGGGCUCGGAGCUGGGGGAGUACGACCCUCUGACCCAGGCCGACAGCGAGGACGAGAGCGAGGAGGAUGACCUCGUCCUCAACUACCCCCGAAACGGGCUGGGCAGAGACGGCUGCCUCGGCUCGGGACCCUCCAAGCUGCGGGGGGGGCGAUCGGGAAGACUGGUGGGGGCCGAAGAUGAGGCUCAAGAGGACGAAGAGGAGGAGGAAGAGGAGUACGACGACGACGAGUGGAGAGAACGACUGCCCAGCAAAUCCAGGCCGGACAGAGAGGAAAUGAAAGGCAUGCAGUACUGGAGCCACAGAGACCCGGGGAGGGACAGAUCGGGGGAGGACAGAGGAGGGCCCGGGACGUUAGGGGGGGCUGGGACCGGGGUUCAUAGUGCUGAGGCGGAGGAGAAGAGGAUGAGGAUGAAGACUGCUAUCCGAAGUGCGUUCUUCCUGGUGCCCUUGGUCUGCGCGGCGCUGCUCGUGCUGCUCUGUGCGUUCCUGAUCCCCUGUAGGAAGGGAGAUCUGGGGAAGAGGCCAAUGUGGGAGAGAGCGCUGGGAGACGCCGGAGGUGUAACUCCGCCGGCGCUGGCGUUAUGGGAUGUUGACGGAGAUUCAGUGGCGGACGUGUUUCUGGGAGUUACUGAAUGGACCAAUGAUAUGCAUCCAAUGCAAGGAAACAAAACGCAGCGAUGCCACCCCCUGCUCCAGUCGGUGGAUCUGUCCCUUCAAACCGCUACCUAA
Messenger RNA from Notothenia coriiceps (black rockcod), 886 nucleotides. It is a transcript of the gene fam234b, whose product is annotated as family with sequence similarity 234 member B. The record is from RefSeq and is a predicted model, not a curated record. The transcript has 5 exons. NCBI's taxonomy places the organism in Eukaryota, Metazoa, Chordata, Actinopteri, Perciformes, Nototheniidae. The coding region runs from base 113 to 886 and encodes 257 amino acids.